GGCUUGCUGGGUCGGGUUGCUGGCGCUCCGGCUCCCGCUCAUCAUCUCCCGGAAAAUGACGGCUUCUCGCCGGCCGCGAACGGCGCCUCCUCGCCGUCCCUUUUCUUCUCGGAGCUUCGUUGGGAUCCUUUUGGGGGCCCUAGUGCUCCGGUUACCCGCCUCCACCGAUGCCUGUGAUGAGAUACCAAGAUAUGAAUCAAUGAAAGCCAAGGGUAACCCUGUGCCCCCUGUAAGCCCUGGGUUCACGGCAGACUAUGAGUGUCGCCCAGGAUACAGGCUUAUUGUUCCUCUUGUUCGUCCCACCGCCACCGUUUGUCAGGCUGAUGGCACAUGGGCACCUGCUCUCCAGGAGGCUUGUACAAGAAAAUCAUGUCCACAACUAACAGAGCCCGUAAAUGGCCGCGUAGAAGGAACUUUUCAGUUUGGUUCACAGGCUAACUAUUCUUGUAAUGAGGGUUAUUACUUAGUUGGAAAACCAGUUGUACAUUGUGAAUUUUUUGGAAAUGAUGUGGCUUGGCAUGGUGACCUCCCACUGUGUGAAAAGAUUUUGUGUCAACCACCUGAACAAAUACUAAAUGGAGGAUUCACCAAUAGCCACAGGGAUAUAUUUGAAUAUAAUGAAGAAGUCGCUUACAGUUGUAAGCCUUCCGGUGGACCAGAUGAAUAUUCCCUUGUUGGAAAGAGCACACUCAGAUGUUCUGGGCCAAACAAAUGGAGUAGUGACCCUCCUGAGUGUAAAGGACAUCCCACUCCUGAUGAAACACCAUCUAAAACAUUAGGUGCUGGAGUCAUUGUUGCGAUUGUUCUUGCUGUUGAUGCUUUCAUGGCACUUAUUGUCAGCUGAGUCCUGUAUCAUCACAAGAAGAGGAAAGGGUAACUUAAAGCAUGUUUCUUGAACAUAUUGGUGCCUCUCACUCUUGAUGUACUUUUGUGUAGCUUGUGUUUACACUCUAUAUUGCAUGCAUACUUUUUCAGUGUGCCUACAUGACUGUGCCAUCAAAAUUGCAUUUCUUUACUAAAAAUAUUUACAGCGAAUUAUACUAUCAUUGUAAUGAGAAAUCUGUGUAGAGCUGCUUCAGCUAUAUGUCUA
Eptesicus fuscus (big brown bat) is the source of this 1090-nucleotide messenger RNA. RefSeq names its product membrane cofactor protein-like. Bases 56 to 844 code for a protein of 262 amino acids. The transcript has 8 exons. The record is from RefSeq and is a predicted model, not a curated record. Lineage: Eukaryota; Metazoa; Chordata; Mammalia; Chiroptera; Vespertilionidae. Gene Ontology annotation, biological process: negative regulation of complement activation, classical pathway.